AUGUCUACUUCUGGCAACCUCACGCUCUCCACGUCUGCUCAGAUCUGCGGUAUCUACAACGGUACCGACAUCCUUUCCUGGCGUACCCGCAUGGAAAACCAUAUCCGGGCCUCAGGGGCCGGAUGGGCUCUGCGCAACACUCGCGCGGAGAUGAAGACGUUGACUUCGGACUUCAAGGAGGUCAACCAAUGGGAGACGCACAACGACACGGCGGUCGGCAAAAUUCUCGAGGCGCUCAGCCACGAUCAGCGCGAGAUUGUUAAGGGCUUGGACGAGGCGCGUGCGAUCCUCGACAAGCUCGCCGGCAGCGCGCAAGCGCGCGGUAUCAGUACCGCGAUCAACGAGCUAAAGGUAGCCCUCAACACCCAGAUCCCUGCCGACACCGACCCCAACCCGGCGAUGGCCAAGAUCAUUGCCUCCCUUGACCGAUACACCUCCCUCGGCGGGAAGGUGCCUGGCGAGUUCGCCGGUGCCAUCCUGUUCUCGAAGAUCCCCAGCGGCUACGAAGCCGCCAAGCACGCCAUCAACGCCACUCAGUACAAGAGUACGGCGGCGCAAGUCACCGCCGGCGCUGGGGCCACAGUCCCCAUUUCUCUUGGUACUCUGACGAAGGAGCUCGUCAUGACGCAUAUCCGCAGCGACUGGGAGCUACGCUCCGCAUCGCAGAAGAAGAAGAAGUCGCCUCAGGUGAAGGAGGAGCAGGCCAACAAGGCCAGCUCCAGUACGAAGCAGUACAACGGCCAGUCGUCAUCCGACGGCAAGAAGAAGCGUCCUUCCAAGAAGGAGCGCAAGGAGCACCAAGCGCAGCAGCAACAGCAGCAGCAACAGAAGCCGGCGGCCGCUAACGCGGCUUCGUCGUCGGCUCCUGCCAACGCGACGCCAUCUCCGGCGCCGCAGAGUGCCGCACCCGCCGCUGCCAACUACUCGGCAACGUUUACAACGCCGGCUCCCAUCUACCACGUCGCGCACGUCGCUUCCGGGCCGUCUGGCCCCUCAUACUCUCCACCGGUAUAUUCCGCGCCGACCCCCGAUCCGCGCAAGCGGUCCCACCAACCCGCGACGGCCUACCAAGGCCGCAGCAGCGCUCCGGCGCCCCCUCACGGAACCGCAGGCGCCCUCAAGCGCCAGCGGGACCAGGGCAUUGCGCCCACGUUCGAGGGAACGCGCGCCGAGUUGCCUGCGUUCGCAGGGGAGACGCCGCUUAUUCAGCGGCUCUCCAUGGGCCCCUCAGCGUCCCCGCCUCUGUCGGCUCGUAUCGAGCCGGUAGAGGAGCCUUCUCGUCCUACCAAGCGCACCAAGUUCUCUGACUACAAAAAGCGUCAGAAGCUUGGUGACCGCCUUGCUGGCGGUGGUUCUUAUGUCGACGACUCUGCGACCGGCCACAAGGGCUGGCUCAACGCGGAGGCGUACGCGGAGUACCAGCAACAGAAGGAGGACCUUCGCCGCUCCAUGGCGCCCACCCCGGUCCAAGUCGCCGAGUACGGCUAUGAGGACGACAUUGAGGAGUUCGAGGGGCGGAGAACGGGCGGUGUCACUCGAUUGCGAGUUGAUCUGGUGAACCAUAUGUAG
Messenger RNA from Coniophora puteana RWD-64-598 SS2, 1569 nucleotides. RefSeq lists its product as uncharacterized. Lineage: Eukaryota; Fungi; Basidiomycota; Agaricomycetes; Boletales; Coniophoraceae. The transcript has 4 exons. The record is from RefSeq and is a predicted model, not a curated record. The coding region runs from base 1 to 1569 and encodes 522 amino acids.